Messenger RNA from Eruca vesicaria subsp. sativa (arugula), 1497 nucleotides. The record is from the annotation of a GenBank genome assembly. Lineage: Eukaryota; Viridiplantae; Streptophyta; Magnoliopsida; Brassicales; Brassicaceae.
AUGGUGUUGGCGGAGCUCGGAGGACGUAUCACACACGCUAUACAUCAGAUGCGCAACGUGACAAUCAUCGACGAAAAGGCUCUAAACGAAUGCUUGAACGAGAUCACUCGUGCUCUGCUUCAAUCCGAUGUUUCGUUCACUCUUGUGAAGGAGAUGCAGACAAACAUCAAGAAGAUCGUCAACCUCGAGGAUCUAGCUGCUGGCCACAACAAGCGCCGGAUCAUCGAGCAGGCUAUCUUAAGUGAACUGUGUAAGAUGCUGGAUCCGGGAAAGUCUGCAUUUGCCCCCAAAAAGGCUAAACCUAGUGUAGUUAUGUUUGUCGGAUUACAAGGUGCUGGAAAAACCACCACGUGUACAAAGUAUGCUUAUUAUCAUCAGAAGAAAGGCUACAAGCCAGCUUUAGUGUGUGCGGAUACUUUCAGAGCGGGUGCUUUUGACCAGUUGAAACAGAAUGCCACUAAGGCUAAGAUCCCCUUUUAUGGAAGCUACACUGAAUCCGAUCCUGUGAAAAUUGCUGUUGAGGGAGUUGAUAGGUUCAAGAAAGAAAAAUGUGAUCUUAUUAUUGUUGAUACAAGUGGUCGCCAUAAACAAGAAGCUUCUCUCUUUGAAGAGAUGCGUCAAGUUGCUGAAGCGACGAAACCCGAUCUUGUUAUAUUUGUUAUGGAUAGCAGUAUUGGUCAAGCUGCGUUUGAUCAAGCUCAAGCAUUUAAGCAAAGUGUUGCUGUGGGAGCUGUGAUUAUUACUAAGAUGGAUGGGCAUGCCAAGGGUGGUGGUGCUCUUAGUGCUGUUGCAGCUACGAAAAGCCCUGUGAUCUUCAUUGGAACAGGAGAGCAUAUGGAUCAGUUUGAAGUCUUUGACGUCAAACCAUUUGUCAGCCGUCUCUUAGGAAUGGGUGAUUUGUCUGGAUUGGUAGAUAAAUUACAAGGGGUGGUACCUAAAGAUCAACAAGCUGAAUAUUUGGAAAAGAUCUCCAAGGGUAACUUUUCAAUGAGAAUGAUGUACGACCAGUACCAGAGUCUUUUGAAUGCCGGGCCACUUAGCGAGUUGUUCUCAAGGGUGCCUGGAGUGAGUGCCCAAAUGAUACCGAGUGGUAGCGAGGCUAAGAUAAAGAAAUACAUGACAAUGAUGGAUUCUAUGACAAAUGAAGAGCUGGAUAGCUCAACCCCAAAGGCGUUUAACGAGUCAAGGAUAAUGCGGAUAGCAAGAGGGUCAGGGAGGAUUGUGAGAGAAGUGAUGGAGCUGUUGGAAGAGUACAAGAAGCUAGCAAAGGCAUUUAGCAACAUGAAAGGUCUCAAGAUGGCAAAGAAUGGAGAUAUGAGCUCAAACAGGAAUGCGCAACAGCUGAUGAGCAGAGUCAUACCGCCUCAGAUGCUACAGCAGUUUGGUAGUCUGCAGAAUCUGAUGAGGCAGAUGGGAAAUAUAUGAUUAGACAAAUAUUUUAUUUCUUGCACAGCCAAAGUAUUAGACCUUUUUUUUUUUCUUCUUCCAUACUUUUAA